Molecule: messenger RNA, 1773 nt
Organism: Diabrotica balteata
Lineage: Eukaryota; Metazoa; Arthropoda; Insecta; Coleoptera; Chrysomelidae
Source: the annotation of a GenBank genome assembly
GUAGUAAUUACAGUUACAUCAUGGAGUUAGGAGCCAGCGUCAUCAGCUUAAGGCAUCCACGAGAAGAAGACCAAGAAGAGGAACAAGAAGAAAAUUUAGUUGCCAACAGUAAAUCUCUAAAUGUAAAAGAAGACUCAAGUUUAAGAUGCCUCCUACCCCAAAUUCUAGCAUCACUUGCAGCAGCUGCAUUUCAUAUUGGAAAUGGAACAUCGAUGGCGUAUUCUGCGGUACUCAUUUCACAAUUGGAGGAAGACGGUAGCGAUUUUAAAGCAACGAAAUCAGAAAAUGCCUUUAUGGCUAGCAUUAUCAUCCUAAUAGCCCCUUUUGCAUCAAUCGCUAGCGGUGUGUUAAUGGACAAAUUCGGUCGGCUAAAUACGAUAAAACUUGCAAUAGUGCCUGGCGUUUUGGGUUGGGUAGCGCUUGCGUUGGCUCCUAACAUGAAGAUAAUUAUUAUGGGCAGGAUAUUAACUGGAAUUGCAUCAUCCUGGGGUACGAAUCCUGCUAUUGUCUACAUCACCGAAAUUGCUCAUCCAAAAUUAAGAAUGUCGCUUAUGCAACUAUCACCAACUUACGUGUCACUAGGCAUGAUUUUUGUAUAUCUGGGAGGAAUGUAUACAACUUGGAGAAUGGUGGCUUGGUUUAGUAAUAUAUUAAUUAUAGUACCCGUCAUAUUCGUAUUCUUUAUACCCGAAAGUCCAAUGUGGUUGAUAUUAAAAGGACGAACGAAAGAGGCUAAAAAGUCGUUGGAAUGGUUAAACAAAAAGCAACCACAGCCCGAAGGAAAAAAUGAAACAUUUGCUGAAAUCCAAUUCAAAGUGCUCAAAAAACAGCACGAAGAAGCAGAAGCUAAAAGCAAAAACAAAGGAAGUUUUAAGGAUAUUUUACAGGAAUUCCUGAAACCAACGGGAUACAAACCACUUAUCAUAAUGUGUCCUUUAUUUUUCUGUCAACACUUUUCAGGAAUAUACAUCACAAUGUUUUACUCGAUUACUUUUAUAAAGGAAGCAGGAACAGAUUUAAAUGCCUAUUUUGUAUCUGCGUUGAUUGGUGUAGUUCGAUUUAUUAUGGCCAGUUCUAAUGUCGUUUUGCUAAAAUAUUUAAGCAGAAGAACAGCUUUAAUAUCUAGCUGUGCCGGAAUGGCUCUUUUUAUGUAUAUUUCUGGACAAUACACUUUGUGGAUUCAAGAAGAUGUUACAACAGCCAAAUGGGUCCCUGUAGUAUCACUGUUAAUGUAUGUUGUUUGUUCAGUUAACGGACUGAUGUAUUUACCUUUUAUGGUUAUAUCAGAGCUGUUUCCAGUGAAAAUAAGAGGAGUUGGAUACACUAUAGGUUACAGUAUGUCUAUGGUAUUCAUGUUUGCUGCCCUGCAAGGUUAUUACUGGCUAUACGACGUUUUAGGUGGCAUAGCACACUUACAGUGGUUCUUCUCAGUAGUAUGCGCAGCAGGUCUAGUGUACUCCUAUAUAUUUAUGCCAGAGACAAAAGGAAAGAAGCUCUCAGAAAUAUCCAACAAUUUCAAAAAAGGGUGGCUGUACAUAGGAAAAAAUCACGAUGACGAUAAUAUAUCAAGGAGAAGUACUGUAUGAGAAUUUUUACAGAAUAAAGCCAAUUUAAAAUAUUAUAUAUUUUAAGUAAAGUAAAUUUAUUUUUGUACAUAUCUUACAUCCUGUCUAAUAAUAAUAUGAGGAAAAUAGGGGCUUUAGACAUAAAAAUUAACAACAUUGGUUAGCUCUUUCCUCAUUUUUAUUAUGUAAUAUAUAUUUAUAUAAUGUA